Messenger RNA from Fusarium proliferatum ET1, 1851 nucleotides. RefSeq lists its product as uncharacterized. The record is from RefSeq and is a predicted model, not a curated record. NCBI's taxonomy places the organism in Eukaryota, Fungi, Ascomycota, Sordariomycetes, Hypocreales, Nectriaceae. The transcript has 6 exons. Bases 1 to 1851 code for a protein of 616 amino acids.
AUGUCUUUCGACUUUGAUCGUCGAGAACCAUGUCUGAAGAAUGAAAAUGUUCCUUGGAUAGAGCAGGCACGCCGGGGAAACGGAGACGACACUCCUUUGCAGCUCUUCUUAGCCAUCCCAGGUUAUUCUCCUAGGAAUAGCUAUAUGCUCGGUUGCUUCAAGUCUAUCGACCUAGAUACUGCACUCGAGAAAAUACUGGAUGGCGACUUUGAGAGCUCCCAAUCUGAACUAUGGUUGCACGACGGCGACGGGCACCGGUGUCGCGCCUACAACGGCGUCAUGCCUGCUGCGGUAGCCCACCAGAAGUUACAAUUAAAGAUCAGCGAUUUGGUCAACCGGGGGAACCUGACGCGUCCAUACGACGGUAGUAAGUUCACAGUACCUCGACGUGCGUGCGCUUCUAGCGCUGCGGCCCCCCCAGAACCCGUGCGCGUCGCUAACCUCAGUCUUCCUAGCCACAUUCACCACCCGACGACAGAAUCCAUGGGUCUUCUCAUCCUCAGCACUGGAGGCCUGGGACGAGACGAGCUGGGGGGUUUCCUUUUCAGGUACAUCAAGGCUCAUAGCACGCCCGCUUCAAUUGGAUUCAACGUUGGCACUGGAGGCCGAACUUUUUCUUUCACCUUCCACCUGCCGUCAUUUGUCUUGAAGAGACAAAAAGCUAGGACCAGAAGGAGGGACGACCCCCGCAAGAAGCGCAAUGGAAGACCGUGGAGGGAAUCCCGCCCCCUCUCAUUCCUUUCAAAACCCAUCGAGAUCGAGUCCGAAUCCGCCAGCGUCGACACACUCCACGAGGUUCACUACUCCCUGAUGAUAUGCGGCUAUAAUAGAUCCGUGUGGACCACAUAUUCCCUUGUCGACACCUACUUUUAUGACAAGGACGAGGACCACGAAGACACAGUCGAAUUCUAUAGAACACAUGAAGACUCCGAGGUCAGCGAAUGGGACCCUGCACUGAUCGGAGAGAAAGAAGUCUGGACGAAAUGUCCAGAUCCGCGGGAAUACUUUCUCAUGAUCCUGGAUAAACGAUUCACCCAAAUCUAUGAGGAGUUCUUUAAAAUCAUCGACUUUGUUCAAGACAAAAUGUCGGACUACUUCCAUGAAAAUCGCACGACGCCCAAUUGCGCCACAGUUUCGAGGGAUUCCGCCCAAAAACUUUACGAGUCGGCUGAGAGCAAGCGAAUGUGGCUCAGACAAACGGAGCAGCUCCUUGAUCUUCUCUCGGACGGCCUCUCUAGUAUUCUGAGAUGCUGGAAAGCUUUUGAGAUUGAGAGGGAAAACUUCGCGUACAAUCGUCCUUCGGCGACGUUGUUUCAUGAGAUUCAGGGCCAAACCAUAGAGAUGAAUCGUCUUCUGGACAGCCUAUCCAAGGCAAAGACAAAAUGCGAUGGAUUUCGCAAAGAUCUGGAGCUUGCUAAUGGGGUCCAAGGCGGCCCUGGGAACGUCCUACAGUACCUAAAGCUCACAUUCAUGCAGGUCAUGACUCCAGUCGCCGUCUCGGCCUCCAUCAUCCAAGCAGAUAUUUUGACAUUCGGGCCUGUCUUCUUGCGGUUCGUCAUGAUUACCGCUGUGCUUUUCGGCCUAUGCUGGUGCAUUGAACCAGGCCAGAAUCCGAUACCUGGCUGGACUGCCACCAUCAAGAAGCGCCUUAAUACCCGCGCAGAUGACCAAAACGAUGGUAGAUUCAUAAAUCAACAUCUGAGAAGAGGAUGGGGUUGGAACCAGGCUAUGAUGGCAUCAAUUUGGCAACUCGCCCAACCACGCCGCCGAUUUCUACGUGAAGUAGCUUGGGCAUCGGGCGCCAACUCGGGCUUCGAAGAGGAUGUGGAGCUAGGCAAUCUUCAGAGCUGA